UCUCACAGUUAUAUCCAGUCCCACCAGUUCUCCGCGCUCUGUGUUUCUUCUGGGUCCAGUUCUCUGAGUGUAUAGCAGCAGGUCCCAUAAGAGGUUCUUUAGCCGGUGACAUGGACGGUGCUGACAACCCCCGGACCCCUCUGCUGAGCAUCGUUCAGAAGUCAUUCUUGCCAAAGACCGUUUCAAUCACUCUGAAGUGCAUCCUGGUGGGAAUAAACAUUACCAGCAUUACUAUUGGAGUGUUCUAUAUAAAUGGCUGCCCCGGGCAGUACCUCAUCCCGUACUAUCUCAUCAUAACGGGGUUGGCAUGUCUCCUGUACCUCUCCAUGACCUGCCUGCCAUGUAUAGAUGAAGAUCAGGUCACCUGGGUCAAUUUUGCCAGUCUUUGUGCUCAGGGUGUAAUUCUCCUGUUCCUCUUCGCUUUCUUCAUAGCAGGUAAUGUAUGGAUCUAUUCUCUAACCCAUGAACCCUGGGAUGAACCGUCAAGCUUGAAGCGCUGUAACCGGGUUCUGUACCUGUACGCUUUCUGGACAAUCACCCUGGUCCACCUCUGCUUUCUGAUCCUUCUGUGCACCUACCUCUGUAUGCUGCUAGGUUUCCUCAUUCUGAAAAGGUCUAUUUUUGGGAGUGGCAGUAACUAAACCCUCUUGACACAUAUUGUACAGGGACUGUUUUUGUCUUUUUGUGAUCAACUAUGUUCUCCAGAGAGAGAAAACUUGGCUGUUCAGGGACAAUGAGUCUUGUAGCAGCCGAUCCGAAUCUAUUCUUCAUGUGAUCAGAUAUUGUAUCGGUUGUUAUACCAUGUGGUUUCCUUAUCACAAGACCAGCGUACUUACUAUUUACAGGUCCUUUCUCUCUGUACCGCCGUCCGGACUGGUGUGCUCUUCUCUUCUGACUCUGUUGUAAUAUGCUGCAUCUAAGAAUAAAACCAAGUACCCCCCACACA
Molecule: messenger RNA, 946 nt
Organism: Hyla sarda
Lineage: Eukaryota; Metazoa; Chordata; Amphibia; Anura; Hylidae
Product: transmembrane protein 272-like
Exons: 5
Coding region: 111-641 (176 amino acids)
Source: RefSeq, a predicted model, not a curated record